Molecule: messenger RNA, 1638 nt
Organism: Caenorhabditis elegans
Lineage: Eukaryota; Metazoa; Nematoda; Chromadorea; Rhabditida; Rhabditidae
Gene: cutl-26
Product: ZP domain-containing protein
Exons: 8
Coding region: 27-1529 (500 amino acids)
Source: RefSeq, marked reviewed
UCAGGUGAGAUGAAAAGUAGCGUCGAAUGAUUUCACUGGCGAAAAUCCUUCGACUCUUUUUUAUUGUGCUCCCUCUCGUGAGCGGAGCCCUCAGUGUCUUCGAAUCGGACGUCCGUUGGUCAUGUUCCGAAGAUGUUGUAUCAGUAUUUAUUCGAACUUCCAAGCCGUUCGAAGGUCUAGUUCAAACUAGAUCAUCCGAAUCCGAAGCCUGUCGAGUUCAAGGCUUCGGCACAAAUGUGGCAGUCCUGAAGCUCAAUUUGAAGUCUGACGAAUGUGGUAUAAAGUAUGACGUGGCAAGUAAAACUUACUCGGUGACUGUUGAUGUUCACUCCCAUCCUGUUCUAAUUGUCGAAGGUGACAAAUCGGUGAAUGUCACAUGCCGAGAAAUUGCCAAUGGGACGCAGCAUUAUGCAAGUCAAAUGACCAGUCAAUCAUCAGACUAUCAGCUUCGAGUUUUGUCAAGCAGGCUGCCAGUGGAUACUGUGAAAUACUCACAACCUUAUACUUUGCAGAUCCGUCCCUUGCCGAGCACCCAGCAAAACUCGUACAGCUUCUUCGUUGGCCAAUGCAUCGCCCAACCAGUCGGCGGAAACGUCACCGUCCAGCUCACAGACCCCGUCGGAUGUGCACUUUUCAAAUCAAUUAUGGGACACUUUGCAAGACGCGAAUCUGUAGAAGAAGCCGAGAUUCCAUCAAUGUUCCGAUUCCCGAAUGCAAAGCAGCUCAAGAUCUCAUGCAUUGUGACGGAAUGCGAUGGAAGUUGCGAGGCAAGAACUUGCGAUCAGGAUUCUUCGGCUUCAUCACUUUUAGAGAGGACCACUGCAAGUGCUGAGUCGGAAGAAUUUCAGAGAGUGUCGAUUAUAGUGAAUCUGGAAGAAGCUGAUCUUCCAGUGCUAGCUGAAGCUGUGGAUGAGCCGGUCAUGGUGCAUCAUGUAGCAAGAGAUGCUGAGACUCCACCGCCUAAUUUGAUUGUUCAAAAGUCAAGAGAUGAAAUCUAUCAAACUGAAUGUGUAUCAGUUAAUGAGUUUAAUCUGCUAUAUUAUCUCUGUAUUUUCCUAGCUGUCUGCUCUAUCGUCGGCUUUACCAUGAACAUCGUAUUAGCUCUAAUGCUGAAAAGACGAUCUGCGAAAAAAUCAAAAAGACAUUCAAUUCCCGUGGAGCAACUUCAAAUUCCAAAAUCAUCGGUUGCUCCUCCAGAUUUUUGGAUUACGGAAAAUGGAAAAGAAGAGCAAGAACCAGAACCAUCAUAUUAUGCUCCUCGACGUGAUUCCUUCUCAUCGUAUGCAUCUAAACCCAAUCGUCGAGUUAUCCCUAUUACUGUAGCAUCCGAGUACGGGGUUCCUGCAUCGAGGAACUCUGAUGCAUCAUCAGAAGGCAGAAGCAGCAACGAGAUUUAUAGACGGCCGAACCAAAUCGCUCUGACCCGCCCAGAAGCUCGUCACAGUAACUCCACGUUCAUGACCCAUUCGACGACAAUGGAGACGGAUUUGGAUAGUCAAGCAUCAAACCAGGCCACAUCCUAUCAUUGAAAUUUCUGAAAAUUGAAACAAAGUUCUUCCUUACCGGUAUUUAAUAUUUCGCAGUUCGAUCUUAUUUUCUGUAUUUUUGUGUGACUUUUUACAAUGUAAUAAACUUUUU